Molecule: messenger RNA, 1205 nt
Organism: Tyto alba (common barn owl)
Lineage: Eukaryota; Metazoa; Chordata; Aves; Strigiformes; Tytonidae
Product: lens fiber membrane intrinsic protein-like
Exons: 7
Coding region: 464-985 (173 amino acids)
Cellular component (GO): plasma membrane
Source: RefSeq, a predicted model, not a curated record
GGGCCGCCGUCUGCAGCCGGAGCCGUGGCCGCCCCCACUGCGGCCCACCCUACGGCAGCCGCGCCGCGCUGGCGGCCCCCGGGGACCCCCCUGGGGUGCUGGUCCUGCGGCACCUGCGGGGCGAGGACGCCGGCACCUACAGCUGCCUGCUGCUGGGCGAGGACGACUGCGCCUGCGGGGAGGUGACGCUGCUGCUCGGCGGCGGUGCCCCCUGCAGCCCCCCCUGCUCCGGGGCCCCCCCCUGCAGGACCUUCGGCCUCGGCCUCCUCCUCCUCCUCCUCCUCCUCCUCCUCCUGCUGCUGCUGCUGCUGCCGGCCCGCGGGCUGUGACCCGGGGCGCACGUGGGUGUGCGCGGGCACGCGUUGGCACGUGCGCCCGGGUCCCGGCCCCCCCCCGCGGGACAGAGGGACAGAGGGACAGGCGGCCAUGGGGCACCCAGCUGGCGGGUGCUGAGGGCGGGGCCAUGCCGGCAGGCGGGGGGCUGCUCUGCGGGGCCACUGGCCUGGGGCUGCUCCUGGCCGCUGCCGCCACCGACUUCUGGGUGCAGCGCGGGGGGGCGGGGGGCAGCGGGGCCAGCGCCAGCCUGGGGCUGUGGCGCGGCUGCCUCGGGGGACACUGCCACCCCCACCCCAGCACCCCAGCCUUAUGGGAGGCCACGCGGGUGCUGAUGCUGCUCUCGGUGUUCACCGCCGCCGCCGGCCUCGCCCUGGGGUUCUCUGUCGCGGCCAGCGCUGCCCGGCGGGCGCGUGCCCGCGUGGCCGGAGUCACCCUGCUCCUGGCUGGGCUGCUGGCGCUGCUGGGGCUGGCGGUGUACGGGGCCGGCACGCUGAGCCUCCUGGGGCCGGCGGGCACCGCCUGGCGCUUCUCCUGGUCCUACAUCCUGGGCUGGGUCGCUGUCGUCCUCACCAGCUCGGCAGGGCUUUUCCACCUCUGUGCCGCCGCCAAGGACCCGUCUCCGGAGAGCUCCGAAGUGGCGGGUACCUGAGCGGCCUCGGGGGGUGCCCCUGCUCCCACCCUUGGUCCCCCCCUCCUCCCCACAGGAGUCGGGUGGGGGCACCCCGGGGUGCAGGUCACUGCUGUGCUGAGUUGUGCCCGGGCUCUGCAGGGCUGAGCUCCCCCUGCUCUCCCACCCCAUCACCCCCACCCUUGUUUUGCCCCCGCCCCCGAUUCUUGCUGUGCCAAUAAACUGCCGUGUCCGUCCCCCC